Limulus polyphemus (Atlantic horseshoe crab) is the source of this 3126-nucleotide messenger RNA. RefSeq names its product cell death protein 3-like. The transcript has 9 exons. The record is from RefSeq and is a predicted model, not a curated record. Gene Ontology annotation, molecular function: cysteine-type endopeptidase activity. Bases 128 to 1327 code for a protein of 399 amino acids. Gene Ontology annotation, biological process: proteolysis; regulation of apoptotic process. Lineage: Eukaryota; Metazoa; Arthropoda; Merostomata; Xiphosura; Limulidae.
AUACUGGACUUAAAGGCAAAAGACAGCUUUGAUCAUUUUCUGAGCCACCAGUGUUAACAUCCUGAUAGGUGUAGCUGAUACAGAUCAACCUCAGCUAGGACAGUCAUUAGGUGAAAAGAAAAUCAAAAUGGAUCCAGAUCAUAGAGAGAUUCUCAGGUCAAAUUUCAUAGAGCUGAGUAAGGUAAUAAACCUGAAGCAAAUUGUUCCAUUUUUGCUGGAAAAACAAGUAUUUACUGAACACAUGAUGGAAGACAUACUGGCAGAAAACACUGAAGUAGACCAAAAGCACAAAUUGUUGCUGGACUUGCCUCGGAGAGGACCAGAUGCUUUUGAAAAAUUUUUUGAAAUCUUAGUAGAAACUGGACACUACAAAGCAGCAUUGAUUCUUGAACCAAAUCUUGAAAAUGCUCCUUCAUCUAAUGCACAGCUGUCAACAUUUAUCAAUUUAGAUGAUGGACUGGAUACAAGUGUAAACGGAAUAGGCCAUACCCAGUCAGAUAACCAAGGAAUUAAUCAACUACGAGUAAUACCUGCCACCAAAUGGAGGGAAGAUUCUGAUUGCUAUAAAAUGUCUUCAUGCCCACGAGGAUACUGUUUAAUUAUUAACAAUGUUGACUUCCAAAAACUAAUGGAUGAAAGGUAUGGAUCUGAAGGAGAUGCAAGAAAACUUAAUAUGGUGUUCCAUGAGCUUGGUUUUGAAGUGACUUUAAAAACAGAUCAGACAUCUCAGCAAAUGAUUGAUGUCAUCGAAGCAUUCUCAAAAAAGCCAGAACAUGAACACGUAAAUUCCUGUGUAGUGAUCAUAUUGAGUCAUGGAGAAUAUGAUAUUGUUUAUGGUACAGAUGCAGAAGAGGUUCAAGUAGAGAAAAUACUUGAUUAUUUUAACAAUGAAAGUUGCCCAUUACUGCAGGGGAAACCUAAGAUGUUUUUCUUCCAAGCAUGUCGUGGAAAAAAUUAUGAUAUAGGAGUUUCAAAGUAUAAUCAGUCUGAUGCCAAGCUAUCUCAACAAGGUGGUAUAGCAAAGAUACCAUAUACUGCUGAGACUGUAAUUCGCCGUUUACCAACCUGGACAGAUAUGUUAAUAUCAUACUCCACUAUAGCUGGAUAUAUUUCACUUCGAAACAACAUAUUUGGCUCAUGGUACUGCCAGGCUCUGGCCAGUGUUUUGAUGACUCAUGCACAUGAUGUAGAACUUACCCACAUGCUUUUAAAGGUUGAUAAGAUAGUCAAGGAAAGAGUCACUGAUUGUGGAGAAAAGCAGGCUACAGAAACACUUUAUCGAGGUUGGAGCAACAAACUCUAUUUUAACCCAGGGUUGUAUAAGUGAUAAUCUAUAAAAGUAGUAUUGAAUACAUAGAAAAAGGGCUAAUUGUAAUUUAGUUGUGGGAACAUUCUUUCAAACAGAAUAUGAUUUUCAGGUAUUAAUUCUUUGAUUUAACAAAUGCAGAUGUAAUGAACUCUUUCAAGUUUUACCUUUUUAAGUUAUCAGGUGACGUAACAACAGAGUUGUAUUAAUACAGGUUUAGCUUAAAAGUCUGUGACCCUGUUAUGGAUUCAUAUAUUUAACUAUGAGAAAUCUGGUCUUUCUCAUGCUAAUGAGAUGACAGAAUAUUUAGGUAAUGUUUUAAAUCUUGGGUGUUACCCCACUGGGUGUUAAUCUAUGUUUAGAGAUAGGAUGACAAGUGGUUUAUGAUUUCAGUUAUCCUAAGAAGUUGGAUUUUGUUUCUAAUAUCAAAAAAGUUGCCAGAACGAGAAACUCCUCGUGUUAAACUGCCUUAUUCUUCAUAUAUUUAUCUACGAAGUGGUUGAUACAAAAAGUUACUUUCUUAAGUCACACAACAUGAUUAAAAUUACCCUUUAAUAUAGUAUAUAGAUAUGAUUCCCAUUCAACCAGCUUCAAGCUAGUGAAUCGUUUUUAUGGUCUAUAGAGUCACCAUUGUACCAAAUAAGAGGUCACAAGAUGUAAUUACUACUAGAAAUCCCCAUUCAGAUAACUAAAAGCUACUGAUUAACCUUCGUACUGACCCGAGUUUUGAAGUAUCAACCAUGUUUUCCAUUACUGUACAGUUUUAGUUAAAUUGGACACACACACAUAUAGACAACAAAUCAAAUAACAAGUGAAAUAUAGUAAUCCCUUCCCAGAUGAGGAUUAAAACUAUUACUAUUAUGUGAUUUUUUCUUCUUUGAAACCUCUUAACUCCAUCUGUUAGAUAAUAUAAAUGUAUAGCAAUCUUUUAAAAUUAGGCUGUGAAUACCUAAAAAUGUGUUAAUGCUAUAUUUUGAAAUUUUUAUUUCAAAAUAUUGUGUUAUGUUAAAAUUUAAAACUAUGAUGGAUUGGUAAUAUAUUAUUUUAAUCAUAUCUUAUAUCUGAUUUUAGCAGCUGUGCUGACUCCUGUUAACUUAAACAUACAAUACUAUUUUUGAGUACAUUUAAAUCAAUACUUUAUAUAGAUAGGCCAAUACAAAAAAUAUUAAUAACUUUCAACAUUUUUUAUUGUUUACUGAGAGAUAUUAAAAAUGUGCUUUUGUUUCAGACCUUUUAACUUGUAUAUACUGUAUUUAGAUCGCACAUGUAUUAAUACAUUUAUUUUCUGUAUUGUUCAAAAAUACCAGUGUGAAAGUAAUUUAAAAGAUAAAAAAAUACACAUGAUUUAGAGGUUCAUUCAAAAUUUAUUAACAGUCCACCUGUUAAAUAUCCUUGCAAUAAGUUGUUUGAGGGAGACACUUAAUGGCAUGUUGAUGGUGUAACUAUCUAUGUGUGUGUGUUAUUAACCUAUCUACUCAUAAAACUAGUGUUUAUUUUGCAAACUGUGGUAGUGUUACCUUCAAGUAGAAGUUUAACGUGUUAAAACUCCUAGGAAUCUUAAUGCCUUGAAAGACAUUUGCUUGUCAUUGAACAUCUCUUGGUGAUAAAAGCUUAUAGUAUUGUGAAGUCCAUGGUGGGAAAAAUUAAUUAAAUAGCUACAGUUAUCACCUGAAUUAAUCAUAAAAAAUAUUUUAUUAAUAUUACCUUCAUAAAUUUUAUAAAUUUUCAUUUUUGAUAACACUUUAAAAGUUUUUUAAAUUUGUAUGAAGACAUGGAAAUGUUAUUCUUUACAUGAGAAUAAAAACUAUAUUUAGUAGUAA